AGAAGUAUUGCACAUACAAGUAAUUGAGGCUUGUUCAGUGUGACCUGCUGUGUAUGAUGAGCAUGAAGAAAAGGCUCCGCCUCCUUUUUUUUUUUUGCAAACUCAGACUCAGACGCUCAGUGAAGCAGCACAGUUGGCUAUAAAUACAUGAAUAACAGCCAAGGCUCCGCUGGCUGCUUGCCGGGUGUCUGCUUUUACAUACUGAACCAGAAGCAGGAGUCCGCACGUUACGGUCAGCUGCUGGAUUUAUCUUUACGCUCUUUGACCAGCUCACUCCCAGAGCUCCUCUCUUGGUGUUUGGUAAUCUGAGGAGGGUUGACUCGACACAGCCGACGGAGCUGAAGCUAUGGAAGACUUCUGGGGACAUAUUGCCAGUCAGAGGGUGGCCAGAGUGACGUCCCUGGGAAAUGAUGAGGAGGCGGUGUUGGACCAGGGGAAGACAAGCUCCACCCUCCACACCAACUUUGAGAAAGAAGAACUGGAAAGUCACAGAGCGGUCUACGUUGGUGUUCACGUUCCUCUGGGCCGACAGAGUCGAAGGCGUCACCGUCACCGAGGACACCGACCUCACCGAAAACGAAGGGAUCGCUCAGACCGGGAGGACGGACGGGAGUCGCCUUCGUACGACACGCCGUCCCAGAGAGUCCAGUUCAUCCUCGGGACGGAGGAUGGAGACGAGGAGCACAUCCCCCAUGACCUGUUCACUGAGCUGGACGAGCUGGCCUUCAGAGACGGAGACUUCCAGGAAUGGAGGGAGACUGCUAGGUGGCUGAAGUUUGAGGAGGAUGUAGAAGACGGCGGUGAGCGUUGGAGUAAACCGUAUGUUGCUACAUUGUCCCUUCAUAGUUUGUUUGAGCUGCGUUCCUGCAUCCUGAACGGCACCGUGCUGCUCGACAUGAGGGCCAACACGAUCGAAGAGAUCGCAGACAUGGUGAUUGACAGCAUGCUGGCCACAGGUCAGCUGGAGGAAGGCGUUCGAGAGAAGGUGAGAGAGGCCAUGUUGAGGCGUCAUCACCACCAGAAUGAGAAGAAACUGAGCAAUCGAAUCCCGCUGGUCCGAUCCUUCGCUGACAUCGGCAAGAAACAUUCUGACCCACAUUUACUGGAGCGCAAUGGUCUGCUAACAUCCCCUCAUUCGGCUCCGGGAAACCUCGACAACAGCAAGAACAGCGAGAGUCGCAUCAAUGGCGGCAGCCGGGAAAACAGUACAGUGGACUUCAGCAAGGUGGAUAUGAACUUCAUGAAGAAGAUCCCUCCUGGUGCUGAGGCCUCCAAUGUUUUGGUAGGCGAAGUUGACUUCCUGGAGCGACCAAUCAUCGCCUUCGUACGACUUGCCCCUGCCAUGCUGUUAACUGGACUCACAGAGGUCCCAGUGCCCACCAGGUUUCUCUUCCUGCUGCUCGGUCCGUUUGGAAAAGGUCCGCAGUACCAUGAGAUCGGACGCUCCAUGGCCACUCUGAUGACAGAUGAGAUUUUCCACGAUGUUGCCUACAAGGCGAAGGACAGGAACGAUCUGCUGUCGGGAAUCGAUGAGUUCCUGGAUCAGGUCACCGUGCUUCCUCCGGGUGAAUGGGACCCCAGCAUCCGCAUCGAGCCCCCAAAGAGCGUCCCAUCACAGGAGAAGAGGAAGAUGGCGCCUGUUCCUAAUGGCUCCGCCCACACCUCAGACACCUUCAAGGAGGUGGAGCAGCACACAGGACCAGAGCUGCAGAGGACAGGGAGGAUCUUUGGUGGUUUGGUGAAUGAUGUUCGGAGGAAAGCUCCCUUCCUCUGGAGUGACAUCAGAGACGCCAUCAGCCUGCAGUGUUUGGCGUCCGUCCUCUUUCUGUACUGCGCCUGCAUGUCACCUGUCAUCACGUUCGGAGGUCUGCUGGGAGAAGCUACCAGAGGAAACAUAAGCGCCAUAGAGUCUCUGUUUGGGGCGUCUCUGACUGGCGUGGCCUACUCUCUAUUUGCUGGUCAACCUCUCACCAUCCUGGGCAGUACCGGUCCUGUUCUGGUCUUUGAGAAGAUCCUUUUCAAGUUUUGCAGUGACUACGGCCUGUCUUAUCUGUCCCUGCGGACCAGUAUUGGACUGUGGACGGCCUUCCUCUGUGUGCUGCUGGUCGCCACAGACGCCAGCUCUCUUGUCUGCUACAUCACACGCUUCACUGAGGAGGCCUUUGCUGCCCUUAUUUGCAUAAUCUUCAUCUAUGAGGCUCUGGAGAAGCUGGUCCACCUCGGGGAGGUCUACCCUAUCAACAUGCACAACCACCUGGACAACCUCACCUUCUACACGUGUCGGUGUUCUCCACCUUCCAACACCUCAGCUGAAGUCCAACACCUGUGGAGCAUGAAAAACUUGACGUCAGAAAACAUCCAGUGGGACCAGCUAACUGUGAAGGACUGCGUGGAUUUACGCGGGCAGUUUGUCGGCUCGGCCUGCAGCCGUGAUGGACCCUUUAUCCCCGACAUCCUUUUCUGGUCCGUCAUCCUUUUCUUCGCCACCUUCUUCCUCUCCGCCUUCUUCAAACAGUUCAAGACCAAGAGAUACUUCCCCACCAAGGUUCGCUCAACCAUCAGUGACUUUGCCAUCUUUCUGACCAUCAUGAUCAUGGUGUUGGUGGAUUAUCUGGUGGGAGUUCCAACUCCCAAACUGAACGUGCCCGACCGCUUCGAGCCCACAUCAAACACUCGGGGGUGGCUCAUCUCUCCACUCGGUCCCAAUCCCUGGUGGACACUGCUGGCCGCUGCUGUCCCUGCCCUGCUUUGCACUAUCCUGAUCUUCAUGGACCAGCAGAUCACAGCUGUCAUUGUCAACAGGAAGGAGAACAAACUCAAGAAAGGCUGUGGUUACCACCUGGACCUGCUGGUGGUGGCCGUGAUGCUCGGUGUGUGCUCCAUAAUGGGUCUGCCGUGGUUUGUAGCAGCGACGGUACUCUCUAUCUCCCACGUCAACAGUCUGAAGGUGGAGUCGGAGUGCGCAGCGCCAGGUGAGCAGCCAAAAUUCCUGGGCAUCAGGGAGCAGAGAGUCACCGGCUUCAUGAUCUUCAUCCUGAUGGGCUGCUCCGUCUUCAUGACCUCUGCCCUCAAGUUCAUUCCGAUGCCUGUCCUGUAUGGAGUCUUCCUCUACAUGGGAGUGUCCUCACUCAAAGGCAUUCAGCUCUUUGACCGGAUCAAACUGUUCGGCAUGCCAGCCAAACACCAGCCAGACCUGAUCUACUUGCGCUACGUCCCUCUGUGGAAGGUCCACGUCUUCACUGUGGUGCAGCUGUCCUGCCUUAUUGUCCUCUGGGUUAUCAAGGCUUCGGCUGCCGCUGUCAUCUUCCCCAUGAUGGUUCUCGCUCUGGUCUUCAUCCGGAAGCUUCUGGAUUUCUGUUUCACCAAGAGAGAGUUGAGCUGGCUGGAUGACCUGAUACCAGAGAGCAAGAAAAAGAAGGAUGACGACAAGAAGAAGAAGGAGAAGGAGGACGCUCAGCGGAUGCUGGAAGAGGCAGAGGAUGAUCAGCCAUACGAUGAAGAAAACAUCAUCGACUUUCCAAUCAAAAGCCUGAGAGGACGCGUGGAUCCAUCAGAGGUCAACAUCUCUGAUGAAAUGGCCAAAAGUGGCAUUUGGAAAUCAGUCUCCAUGAACUCCCACAGCAACAAACCUCUGAAACGCGGCAGCAGCCAAGACAAGCUGUCGGGUGUCCAGAUAAAUGUGGAGAAUGAGGACAUUCGGAGAGUCGUGGACGCUGAGACGUCACUAUGAUCCUCCACCAUGUGGUGAUGUUCCUGAGGACAAGGAAGGCGGGCUGCUCUUCCUCGCUGUAGCCCUCUGUCUUCUGAACUGAGGUGAAAGGUCGUGCAGCACCAAUCAGGGCUCACCUCGCCAUGCCGUAGUCUCAUGCUGCAAUUUCUUGUAUGGGGGCGAACUUUUUCUUUUCUCAUCAUUUUAUGGUGAAACAUAAAGACUCCACCACUGGGAGCAAAUGAUGGCCACUGUGUUUGUCUGCUGAAGUAUCAAACCGAAAAUCCAAGUCCAUGGACACCUGAUUUUCUGGAGUAAUCUGAAAACACCUGAAUUUAAUUUUAUUGUUUUAAAUGUUUCAAACGAGGCUCUUCGCCUCUGGAGUUUUAUUUAAUUCAUCAUGCUGAUUCAACAUAUGUGUGUGUGUGUGUGUGUGUGUGUGUGUAUGUGAGUGAGAGAUCACUGUUGUGCCUCACCUUGUUGCCUGCAGUGGCUGACUGAACAACAUCACAGCUACUGUCUUCAUAGUUUGUUCUUCAAGUUUCAAUAAAAUCAAUUUGGGGACAACAAUCAG
Messenger RNA from Scatophagus argus, 4283 nucleotides. RefSeq names its product sodium bicarbonate cotransporter 3-like. The transcript is spliced from 25 exons. Bases 347 to 3730 code for a protein of 1127 amino acids. Gene Ontology annotation, cellular component: basolateral plasma membrane; plasma membrane; apical plasma membrane. Gene Ontology annotation, molecular function: monoatomic anion transmembrane transporter activity; sodium:bicarbonate symporter activity; solute:inorganic anion antiporter activity. NCBI's taxonomy places the organism in Eukaryota, Metazoa, Chordata, Actinopteri, Scatophagidae. Gene Ontology annotation, biological process: regulation of intracellular pH; monoatomic anion transport; transmembrane transport. The record is from RefSeq and is a predicted model, not a curated record.